This is a messenger RNA of Gavia stellata (red-throated loon), 1113 nucleotides long. RefSeq names its product pleckstrin homology and FYVE domain containing 2 (gene PLEKHF2). The coding region runs from base 53 to 802 and encodes 249 amino acids. The transcript is spliced from 2 exons. Lineage: Eukaryota; Metazoa; Chordata; Aves; Gaviiformes; Gaviidae. Gene Ontology annotation, molecular function: metal ion binding; phosphatidylinositol binding. The record is from RefSeq and is a predicted model, not a curated record.
CCGGGCGCUGGGGCGGCAGCCGGAGCGGAGCGCGCCGGGAUACUUGUGAAAGAUGGUGGAUCGCUUGGCAAACAGUGAGGCAAAUACUAGAAGAAUAAGUAUAGUGGAAAACUGCUUUGGAGCAGCUGGUCAACCUCUGACUAUUCCUGGUCGUGUUCUGAUUGGAGAGGGAGUACUAACAAAGCUGUGUAGGAAGAAGCCCAAAGCGAGGCAGUUCUUCCUGUUCAAUGACAUUCUUGUUUAUGGUAACAUUGUCAUCCAGAAGAAGAAAUACAAUAAACAGCACAUAAUCCCGCUGGAAAACGUCACUAUUGAUUCCAUUCAGGAUGAGGGAGACUUACGGAACGGGUGGCUUAUCAAGACACCAACAAAGUCUUUUGCGGUUUAUGCUGCCACUGCUACAGAGAAGUCUGAGUGGAUGAACCACAUAAAUAAGUGUGUUUCUGAUUUGCUUUCCAAAAGCGGGAAGACUCCUAGUAAUGAACAUGCAGCUGUCUGGGUACCAGACUCGGAAGCCACUGUGUGCAUGCGCUGUCAGAAAGCAAAAUUUACGCCCGUCAACCGUCGUCACCACUGUCGCAAGUGUGGCUUUGUUGUAUGUGGGCCUUGCUCUGAAAAGAGGUUUCUUCUCCCAAGCCAGUCUUCCAAGCCUGUGCGGAUUUGCGACUUCUGCUAUGAUCUUCUUUCUACUGGGGAGAUGACUGCUUGUCAGUCCACUAGAUCAGACUCCUACAGCCAGUCACCUAAAUCAUCUUUAAAUGAUGUAUCUGAUGAUGAUGAUGAUGAAGACAGUAGCGAUUAAGGACCAAACGUUUUUUCCAUGUGUUGCAAUUUGUCUUUCAAACCAUAUGGAGCUGCUUUUGGGGAAGUCUGUAGUGAGGUUCCUCGGAAAAAUUCUGUUCUAGCCAUAAAAUAUGCCUGAAUAUCUUCAAUUGCGAUGUGCCUCAAUCUAUGAAUUCUCUAGACAAUAGGUUUUUCACUCCUUUGCAGGGAUAGACUGUUGCAAAUGUUAUCAGAAUAUUUUCCAACUUCUUAUACUUGAGUUGUGUCCAAGUUAGACUUUUGUGGAAGAUUGGAUAAUAAAAUAUACUUUCUUAAUUUAACAACCCAUAC